Messenger RNA from Beta vulgaris subsp. vulgaris (sugar beet), 909 nucleotides. Its product is annotated as upstream activation factor subunit UAF30. The coding region runs from base 168 to 593 and encodes 141 amino acids. Gene Ontology annotation, cellular component: nucleus. The transcript is spliced from 2 exons. NCBI's taxonomy places the organism in Eukaryota, Viridiplantae, Streptophyta, Magnoliopsida, Caryophyllales, Amaranthaceae. The record is from RefSeq and is a predicted model, not a curated record.
AUAAGGUGCAGAAACAUCAAGGGUCAGAAAUCAACAAACAAGCAUAACACAAUUUGCAAAAUAAAAUUUGAAAUAAAAAUCCUUCUAUCAAAAACGUUAUCCAAGGAAGAGGAAAAGAGCGCAUAUUCCUAAAACCAAAUUUACAAAACUAAGAGAGAGAAAGAAAAAUGGCAGGAGCUAUAGGAUGUGGUAUGAGGACAGUGAUACUUGGGGCGAAGAAAUCGUCAGUUUUUAUGGGUGGUUUUCCGGUGAAAACUCCGGUGACAAGUGUAUGUUUUCUGGCGAAAAAUAGCCGGAAAAGUGGAGUGGCAGCUUGUACGACGUCGUCUUCAUCGCCGACAACAAGGAAACCAAGAGGAAUAAUGAAGCCUAGACCAAUUUCACCUGUUCUUCAAGAACUUGUUGGUGCUCCUGAAAUUUCUAGAACUCAAGCACUUAAGGUUAUCUGGGCCCACAUUAAAGCCAAUAAUCUUCAGGAUCCCAAUGACAAGAAAAUCAUUGUAUGUGAUGAGUUGCUGAAGAAAAUAUUCGGCGGAAAAGAACGCGUGGGGUUUCUCGAGAUCUCUGGAUUGAUCACUCCACACUUGCUGUAGCUGUCCAGUACUGCCGACUGCCGAGCAAGGAACCUACAUAAUAUCUAUCUGGUUCUGUUAGUGUUUAUUAGAAUAUGGAGCUGCAAAGUCUUUGGAUUAGAUGAGGCUUUAUGGAUCUGAGCAUCAUUUUUUGAAGUUUUUGACUUGGAACUCAGUAGUACAGUAGUAGUAUAUUUGCUACUCAAGGUUGCUUGUGUCUUUUCCAGACAAUGAUCAAGGGAUUUAGGGUUCAGAAGAUGAUUAGAUGCUCAAAGUUUUCAGUUCAGAUUAUAUAAAUCUAAAAAAAUGUCAUUACUAGUUAAGUUUUUAUUUUUAA